This is a messenger RNA of Papilio machaon (common yellow swallowtail), 4085 nucleotides long. RefSeq names its product copper-transporting ATPase 1 (gene ATP7). The record is from RefSeq and is a predicted model, not a curated record. Gene Ontology annotation, biological process: copper ion homeostasis; monoatomic cation transport. The transcript is spliced from 30 exons. Gene Ontology annotation, molecular function: ATP hydrolysis activity; ATP binding; P-type divalent copper transporter activity. Gene Ontology annotation, cellular component: membrane. Lineage: Eukaryota; Metazoa; Arthropoda; Insecta; Lepidoptera; Papilionidae. Bases 268 to 3987 code for a protein of 1239 amino acids.
AUUGCGUAGAGUUGGUCGCGUUUUAAUCGCGCGCGUUUUCCAUUCACAAUUUCACAUUACGAAAAUUACGAUAAAACGAACGAUAAUUGUGACAGUGACUUGUGUACUUUGGUCUUUUUAUUAAUUCUGUGACUAGAUUUCUCUAUUUUAAAAUUUGCGACUGUUCCACGAGGUUACUAUAUAAUUAGUAUAAAAGACUGUAAGUAUAGACAGAGAUUAGUGAUAAAGUGUAUGUGAAAAUGAACCAGUGACCAAUCAUCAGUCAGGAUGCUGUCCAGAGGUAUCAAAUACAAACGGCUCGAUGAUAUUGAGAUCAGCGAGCCGGGGCAGGAGCUGGUGGCGGUUCGCGUAGCCAUCAAUGGCAUGACCUGCCAGUCCUGCGUGCGCAGCAUUGAAACCUCUGUGCGAGAGCUGCCCGGAGUUGAGGAAGCAAAGGUGGAACUGUCAGAGCACGCCGGUUACUUCCGAUAUGACCCUCACGUGUGCUCGCUUGAGGCGAUCCGCUCUCACAUAGAGGACAUGGGUUUCGAGGCGCCCACCGACGUCGUUGACGACGAAACUAAAAAUUUGUUACCAAAAGAGAUUCCGACGGAUGUUUUGAUAGACAUGUCGGGAUCCGCGGAGAGCAACCUAGAGCUGUCUGUCGUCGGCAUGACUUGCCAGUCCUGUGUCAACACUAUUGAAGGUCGUUUACAUGAGAUGUCGGGAGUGCGACAGGCGUGUGUCAGUCUCGCGGAGGGCGUGGCGCGCGUGCGCGUGGUACGUGACGUCAUCACGCCGCAAGACGUCUCCGAUGCAAUUUAUGACCUGGGCUUUGACGUCACCAUACUCACAGUCGAUGGUCAACCUUACUCAGAGUUAUCAUUACAAAACAAAAGUAACGAGGCAUCCGGUGACGCGGUCAGACCUAAUAAUGUCUCCAAGACACAUCUCAAUGGUGACGCGGGCGAGGCGAGUAUGUCGGAGCAGACAUCACGCUGCACGUUAGAAGUGCGCGGUAUGACGUGCGCGUCAUGUGUCGCCGCUAUUGAGAAGCAUUGCUCUAAAAUAUAUGGCGUGCAAUCAGUAGUGAUAGCCCUACUGGCUGCGAAAGCGGAGGUGCGGUACGAACCUCGCAAGGUAUCUGCACCGGACAUAGCGCAGUCUAUCACCGCACUCGGUUUCCCCGCCGACGUGCUAAGCGACGGCGAUGGCUGCGGACAGAGGGAGCUAGUAUUAAAUAUAAAAGGCAUGACGUGUGCAUCUUGCGUCAGUAAAAUAGAAAAGACUGUACUUAAAUUAAGCGGCGUCGUGUCCUGCGCUGUCGCACUGACUACUUCCAAAGGAAAAAUAAAAUACGACACAGAAAUGAUAGGUCCUCGUACGAUAUGCGAAGCUAUCAAUAGUUUAGGGUUCGAGGCGACCGUUGCCAGUACAAAUAGCCGCGGCGCCACUGAUUACCUCGAGCACAAAGAAGAAAUAAGAAAAUGGCGUAAUGCGUUCUUAGUAUCCUUAGUAUUCGGAGGUCCAUGUAUGAUAGCUAUGACUUACUUCAUGGCGACGAUGCCUCAGCACAGUGCACGAGAUAUGUGCUGUGUAUUGCCUGGCCUCAGUUUAGAGAACCUUAUUAUGAUGCUGUUAGCUACACCUGUACAGUUUAUCGGCGGUUGGCAUUUCUACAAGCAGGCGUACAAAGCAUUACGUCACGGUAGUCCCAACAUGGAUGUUUUGAUCUCAAUGACUACAACUAUAAGUUAUUUCUACUCUCUGGCGGUGGUGAUAGCAUCAAUGUCGCUACAGAAAGACACAAGUCCCUUGACAUUUUUUGACACUCCACCUAUGUUACUGGUGUUCGUGUCUUUGGGGAGGUGGCUGGAGAAUAUUGCUAAGGGCAAAACAUCAGAAGCAUUAUCAAAGCUGCUGUCACUGAAGGCGACGGAGGCGGUGCUGGUGACAGUAGACAGCGACGGCAAUGAGCUGGCAGAGAAGAGUAUACCCAUUGAUCUGGUGGAGAGAGGGGAUAUACUUAAAGUGGUCCCCGGUGCCAAGGUACCAGUGGACGGCAAGGUUAUAUCUGGACAGAGUACAUGUGACGAGUCUCUUAUCACAGGAGAAUCAAUGCCCGUAGCGAAGACUAAAGAUUCGUUAGUGAUCGGUGGCAGUAUAAACCAGCACGGAGCGUUGUUGGUGCGCGCGACACAUACUGGCGAGGCGAGCACACUGGCGCAGAUCGUACGCCUGGUGGAGGAUGCGCAGGCCAGUAAGGCGCCAGUACAGCGCCUCGCUGACACCAUCGCUGGUUAUUUCGUGCCGAUGGUUGUGUUCCUGUCAAUAUUAACAUUGAUAUGUUGGAUAAUUAGCGGUGCACUUGAUAUAGAAAGGAUAAAAGCUAUUACACCUGAGAUAUAUAGAGAUGGUACCCGUUGGGAGCUGAUCGUGCAGAGCGCGUUCCACUUCGCGCUGAGCGUGCUCGCUAUCGCGUGCCCGUGCGCGCUGGGUCUGGCCACGCCCACUGCUGUCAUGGUGGCCACAGGUGUUGGUGCAAAGCUGGGACUGCUCAUUAAAGGCGCCGAGCCGCUGGAAAAUGCACAUAAAGUGAAGACGGUGAUAUUCGACAAGACUGGUACAAUAACGCGAGGCAAGACGAGCGUGGCGAAGGUGUCGCUGCUGACGGGCGAGCCGGCCAGCCUGCCAGACAUACUCGCCUGUCUGCACACAGCCGAGCUCAACUCUGAACAUCCUGUAGCAUCCGCGAUAGUACGGUGGUGCGGGUCUGCGCUGGGUGAGAGCCGCGCGGCGUCGUGCAGCGGGUUCGCGGCGGCGCCGGGCUGCGGGCUGCGAGCGCGUGUACGUCUGCGCACCGGCGUGCAGCCUCCACAGCAGCUGCGCGACCUCAUCAACACUGCCAAGCCUGGUGACACGGUGCAAUUGUGCGGAGUGCCAGUGGAGCUGGUGGCGGGCGCGGGGGAUGCUGCGCUCAGCUCGGCGCAGGCGGCCGCGCGACUGCACGCACUUAUAGUACCUCCUGCUGACCACCAGGAGUUGGGCAGCGAGCAGGUAGUGCUGAUAGGCAACCGCGAGUGGAUGUCGCGCAACGGCGUGCCCGUGCCCGCGCGCGUGCAGGAACAGCUGCGGCACGACGAGCUGCUCGGCCGCACCGCAGUCCUCGCCGCCAUCAAUGAUCAACUGGUGUGCACUAUCGGUGUUGCGGACGAGGUGAAGCCGGAGGCACAUCUCGCGGUGUACUGGCUGAAGCGAAUGGGCCUUCAGGUGUGCCUUCUCACCGGCGACAACAGGAAGACUGCGCUCGCCAUCGCUCGACAGGUUGGAAUCAAUAAGGUGUACGCUGAAGUACUGCCGUCGCACAAAGUUGCCAAAAUACAAAAACUACAAGAACAAGGACAGAAAGUAGCAAUGGUGGGUGACGGCGUAAACGAUUCACCGGCGCUUGCGCAGGCAGAUGUGGGCAUCGCCAUCGCCAGCGGCACUGAUGUCGCCGUUGAGGCAGCAGACCUUGUACUCAUGCGGAAUGAUCUACUAGACGUCGUGGCGUGUUUAGAGUUAUCUCGUAGUACAGUGCGACGAAUUCGUCUUAACUUCGUGUUCGCGAGCGUGUACAACUUGCUCGGUAUACCGCUCGCGAGCGGAGCGUUCGCGUUAUACGGUCUGCAGUUACAGCCUUGGAUGGCAUCAGCUGCGAUGGCGAUGAGUUCCGUGUCUGUGGUCUGCUCUAGUCUACUACUGAAGACAUUCAAGAAGUCAUCAGUAGAGCAGCUGCGCACUGCUGAGUACUUGCAGUCUCUGCAGUGUGAGGAGCUGGAGACGGUGUCAGUGCACCGCGGCCUGGACGAGCGUCUGAACACAGAGCGGGCUGCUUCACCACUCGCCAAGUUAUUCAACCGAAGUAAAAGUAACGACGGAUGUCUGUUGCAAGAAGAGGACGACAUGCUGACUGUCUCUUUUAUACCGAAACAUCCGACACGAGAGCAGCCGAGUCUUAAUGGCUGAUUCAACUACGACUGACUAAUCUUAAUACUAUGAAACGAGUUAAACAACUAAGGUUGAAAAUAAUGCUCAAUUGAUACUUGAAUAUAGCCCUUUGUUGU